Molecule: messenger RNA, 555 nt
Organism: Cladophialophora psammophila CBS 110553
Lineage: Eukaryota; Fungi; Ascomycota; Eurotiomycetes; Chaetothyriales; Herpotrichiellaceae
Exons: 2
Coding region: 1-555 (184 amino acids)
Source: RefSeq, a predicted model, not a curated record
AUGACAGCUCCGGUCCAAGGAAAUGGAUUCGCUGAAAGGGACAACAGAGCAAUUCCUUUUCAAGGUGACCAGCCCUACGGAAUGCCUGCAGACUUGGUGAUUGCCGGCGCGAUGGAGGUUGACACCACCGACGAACGCCUAUGGGUGCCACAAGCUCCAUCCGUUCAUUUUCGGCCUCUUCUGUUCAAUGUGAGCCAGGGCUACUUUGUCAACAUUCUGCGGGUUCGAAAAGCUGGCGUCCUGUCUCGCCACCAGCACACCGGACCGGUCCACGCGUUCACGCUCCGUGGGCGCUGGCACUACCUCGAACACGACUGGCGGGCGCAAGCGGGCAGUUACAGCUUCGAGCCCCCCGGCGAAACCCACACGUUGGUGGUGCCGGAUGACUGUGAGGAAAUGAUCACGCUGUUCCACGUCACAGGCGCGUAUGUGUACUGCGACCCCCACGGUAAGGCAGAAGGGGUGGAAGACGUCUUCAGCAAGCUCAAGCUGGCUCGCGAGCAUUACAAGAGAGUCGGCCUGGGCGAGGAUUUCGUGGACAAAUUAAUCAGAUGA